Messenger RNA from Schistocerca americana (American grasshopper), 2172 nucleotides. RefSeq names its product poly [ADP-ribose] polymerase tankyrase-1-like. The transcript has 4 exons. Gene Ontology annotation, cellular component: nucleus; cytoplasm. The record is from RefSeq and is a predicted model, not a curated record. Lineage: Eukaryota; Metazoa; Arthropoda; Insecta; Orthoptera; Acrididae. The coding region runs from base 120 to 1472 and encodes 450 amino acids. Gene Ontology annotation, biological process: proteasome-mediated ubiquitin-dependent protein catabolic process; regulation of proteolysis. Gene Ontology annotation, molecular function: ubiquitin protein ligase binding.
CUUCCAUUCUGCGUCGUAGUUGCGAAUUGUGACUCGAGUUGGAGAUUGUAGGCGGCGCAUCCUGCCGUUAUACGGACGCUUUUUUCAGCAACAUUCAUCGCUAUAGAAAGGAUAAAAACAUGCCGCAUGGACUUAAACCUGAAGAAAUUCUUGCAGAACUAGAGAACCAUCAAGAGAGUGACGAUGAAGAUGAUGACGUAGAAUUGGCAAUUAUUCCACCAGAUGCAGAUGUAAUAACAGAUGAAGAAGGCAUUGACGAAAAUGUACUGAACAAUGAGUCUGUUGCACAAGAUGUAGCUGGUACUCCAGGGUUCAUAACCAGCCGAGAUGAAGCUAAUGCUACAGUUGUACCUACAGAAGCCAAAAGAAGGAAAGCGUUUGGAGAUGGAGCAGAAAGUGGAGUGACUACAAUGGCGGCAACAGACACUAAGGACGGCAGUUUCGCGAGUGACCUGCGCGUGCUUUUGGAAUCCGGCGAGGGUGCGGACGUGACCCUGGUGGUGGGUCCCUCACAAAUGCCGGCCCACAGUUUCAUUUUGUCAGCUAGGAGCCGCGUCUUUGCCGCCAUGUUGCGGACUAACAUGAAAGAAGCCAGCAACCGCCGAAUUGAGAUAACUGAUGUGCAGGAGGAUGUGCUACACCAACUACUGUGUUUUAUGUAUACUGACACAGCUCCGGGCCUAGAGAGCGUGGCGGCCGAGUUGCUGGCUGCCUCUGAUAAGUACGACCUGCCGCUGCUCAAAAGGAAGUGCGAGGAAGAGAUGGUAAAGGGCCUGAGUGUGGACAACGCCGCCGCCACUGCGCUCCUCGCCGUGCUGCACUCCUGUUCGGGACUCGAGAGCGCCGCCGUGGACUUCAUAGCGAGACACCCAGAAGUGAUGAUCUCUGACGGCUGGAUAGAUGUUUUGCGGGGCAAUCCGGAGGCUGCAGUACGAAUCUGCAGGCUGGUGGCAGCAGCAACACCAAAAAUCAGGACUUCAUCUGUGGAGCAGCCGGAGGACUUGGGCGAAAGGCUGACAGAGGCAGCUAGAACCGGUGAAGUGGACGAACUGCAGAAUCUGCUGGCCGCAGGCGCACCGGUCGACGCGAAGGACGGCAGCGGAAAUUCCGCCCUGCACCUCGCAGUGAUGAAAGCCAGUGUAGACGCCGUCAAGUGUCUCCUGAAUGCGGGGGCAAAUGUCAACGUGAAGGACUCGAGUGAGCAGACACCUCUGCACGUGGCUGCAUACCGAGGUAACUUGAAGAUCAUGUGGGCACUGCUGACGGCGUCAGCGGAGCUAGAUGUUCAGGAUCUUUGGGGGAAGACGCCACUCCACUGGGCUGCUUCCACAAACCGCAUCGAAGCAGUAAGAACACUGCUGAUGGCUGGAGCGAGCAAAGAUGUGCAGGAUAUGAGUUCCAGAUCACCUGUAGACAUAGCGACAUCACCGUGUAGAGAUAUAUUUCGCAGUUUUGUCUACAGCCAUCCAUAAAUAAGCCUUCUACUUCUAUACCUCAUAAAUUUUAUGAUAAAUAUGUAAUUUACUUCUAUUUUUCCUGUUGUAACACAGAAAGUUUCGUAAUAGAAUAUUUUACAGGAUUUCUACUCCAUUUGCAGCCAAAUAGGUAUAACCUUAGAUACACCCAUUAACUACCUUCUCUUGGAAUGAAUAAAACCCUAAUCCAAAAUAAGCUACUGUCUGUUAUCAGACAAAAUGGUAAUGAAAGAUCAGGUGCUAUUUCACCCUUACACAGUUGUUCUUUUAUCUUGUCAAAAGCUGCCUCACUCCACUCCCACAUAGUAAUUUUUCUUAAGAGGCUGUUCAAUCAUGGUGCAUUCAGUGCCUGUGUUUGUACAUAUUUUCUAUAAUAAUUGGCUAACUGAAAAAAUGGUCUUCAUCCUUUCUUUGAUUUUGAUUUUGGAAAUUUUUCUAUUCAAAAACAUUGUCACUGUCAGGCAAAAUUCCCUUUUCACUUAUGCUGUAGUAAAAAAAAUUAGUUGUCUUACAAAAAACUAACACUUACAUAGUUUCAGUGUCAUUCCCCCUUCCAAAUUUCUGUUUGUGCAUAAACACAUGAACUCCUGUGCACAUCAUAUUCACCUAUAUCUCCCUCCCGGACCCCUGCAGGUAACAAAUCCCUUUCAAUUUCUUCAAAUUCUAAUCCUUUUUCCUCUUUUAUUGAUGCUUCUAA